Messenger RNA from Pseudophryne corroboree (corroboree frog), 1743 nucleotides. It is a transcript of the gene ELP4, whose product is annotated as elongator acetyltransferase complex subunit 4. Gene Ontology annotation, cellular component: cytoplasm; elongator holoenzyme complex; transcription elongation factor complex. The coding region runs from base 72 to 1187 and encodes 371 amino acids. Gene Ontology annotation, biological process: tRNA wobble uridine modification. The transcript has 10 exons. NCBI's taxonomy places the organism in Eukaryota, Metazoa, Chordata, Amphibia, Anura, Myobatrachidae. The record is from RefSeq and is a predicted model, not a curated record.
AAAGCCGGCUGCUGAUUGGUUACUGCUGCGCCUUCUCUCCCAUAACGCAGCGCGCCGCUGACGGGUGAACCAUGAUGGCGGCGCCCAGCGUUCCCUGCAUGAGCGGCCGAGCUAUGUCUGCCGGGGCUGAAACCAGUUUCCGGAGGAAGGUGCGGGGAAAGCUCCCGGCCAUACGGGGAACCCGGCCUUCUGUGCACAAUGGGCAGCUGCUGGUGUCCUCCGGCGUUUCGGCCCUGGAUCAUAUCUUAGGUGGUGGUCUAGCUGUUGGAACGCUACUUCUGAUUGAGGAAGAUGCCUACAGCACAUACUCCAAUGUUCUUCUCAGAAACUUCCUGGCUGAAGGAGUGGUCAGCGGGCAUGAAGUCUUUGUUGCAUCUGCCGGCGAGGAUCCGCACACAAUUUUAAAGAAUCUUCCAGAACCCCUUACAGAUGAAAUUCCUAAGCAAGAUGACCACAAAAGUGGAAAAAGAAGUCCCGGAUUGGGAGAUGACGCUAUGAAAAUAGCUUGGCGCUAUCAGAACUUGCCAAAAAUGGAGUCUCUUCCUGUGUCUGCCUCCAGGUUUGGCCAUUAUUACGACAUGUCGAAAACAAUGAGUCCAGAUAUGUUGCAGACUGUGAAGACGCACGGCUUCUAUCUCCCACAUGUAACUCCUCUGGAGGGCACUUAUGGUUCAUCCAGCGAAGUGUCCUGUGAUUACCUCCAGCUUCUCCAGUGUAUCCAGCGCGUGGUUCACCAGGGAGGGUUUGACGGAUCCAGCCCCCAGACAGGCCAGAAGAACAUCCUGCGGAUUGGUGUCCAGUCUUUGGGAUCGGUGCUGUGGGGUGAUGACAUCUGCAGCGAUGAGUGCCCGCACAAUCUGCACAGCCUGACCAGGUUCCUGUAUGCCCUCCGAGGUCUCCUCCGGGCAUCUCUGUCAGUGUGUGCCAUCACACUGCCGGCACAUCUCAUCCAGAAUAAAGCAAUUACGGUGCGUGUAAGAAACUUGUCAGAUACGGUAGUUGGCCUUGAAUCAUUUAUCGACUCUCAGAGGGAAUCCAAUCCAUUAUACAAAGACUAUCAUGGUUUACUGCAUGUCCAUAGGAUCCCUCGACUUAACAGUUUGACUGCUGAUGUGUCAGACACCAAGGACCUGGCUUUUAAGUUAAAAAGAAAGAUUUUCAGUAUUGAGGUGGACAAACACAAUUAAAGGCUGGUCACUUAUUGUUCCGACACUGUUUGAAAUAGUCUCCGAGUACGAUGCUUCUGCCAAAACCGGCUGUGUAUGCUGAAGAAGACAAGCUUUUCAAAGUCUGUGCAGUCCAGUAUAAUCUAAUGAUUCUCUUACACCUCCCUUACUUAACAGUGUCAUGGAAAGUAAGGAUCCGGCCAUUCAUAAUUUACAUGUCAUUUGCUGCUUCAUAUUGUGUGAAAUUUAAUUACACAGCUUAAAUCGUAGCCAGUGCUCGUUUGUCUCGGAGAGUGCUCACAAUAAGGCAUUGAUCUGGGUCCAGCAUUCACUCCUAGUCCGUCUUUUAUGAAAUCACCUUCUGGUGCGGCCAUCAAGUCUGGCCAGUUGUUCUUUUCACUCCAUUGUAAGGAAAAUGAGAGAAUUUGACCCCCAUUUUCAUUUAAAAAUCCAGGGCAUCAUAUAAAGGCUGCAGCUUGAAAAGAUUUUAUUCAGCACGCCAUCACAAUAGAAUAUACAGAUAAAUUUUCUGAAGGUAAUGACAGCCUGCCCGGGUACUCCUAGCUCUGUAAUAGUU